Messenger RNA from Verticillium dahliae VdLs.17, 1257 nucleotides. Its product is annotated as endoglucanase. Bases 1 to 1257 code for a protein of 418 amino acids. NCBI's taxonomy places the organism in Eukaryota, Fungi, Ascomycota, Sordariomycetes, Glomerellales, Plectosphaerellaceae. The record is from RefSeq and is a predicted model, not a curated record. Gene Ontology annotation, molecular function: hydrolase activity, hydrolyzing O-glycosyl compounds. The transcript has a single exon.
AUGUUUCUCGUCAUGUCCCUCCUGCUGAUCGGAGCGUACAUCCACCAUCUCUGGCGCGCAGAGACCACCAUCAAUGUUCCCUGGGUCCCCGACCCAGCAUCCCGCCUCUUCGCCGAGGUCCCGCUGACACCGCUCCCCGCCAAAGACGACAUUACGACGUACCAACUUCCCCUGGCCACGAGGGGCCGCAACAUUGUCGACACCGAAGGCCGCCGUUUCAAGCUCCUCUCGGUCAACUGGUACGGCGCCUCUGACGAGCUCUUCGUGCCCGGCGGCCUCGACAUCCGCCACCGCCGCGACAUUGCCGCCACCAUCCGCGCCCUCGGCUUCAACAGCGUGAGGCUCCCCUACGCCGACGAAAUCGUGACGGCCAACCCCGUCGUCGACGCGCGCGUCGUGGCCGCGAACCCGGACCUCGCGGACAAGCGCGCCCUCGAUGUCCUCGAGGCCGUGACGACGGCCCUCACGGACGCGGGGCUCGCCGUCGUGGUCAACAACCACAUCACGCACGCCACGUGGUGCUGCGGCGCCGAUCCCUGCGAUGCCGGGUGGGCGAACGAUCACCUGGGGCCGCUGUGCCGCGUGCGCCAGACGGAGGAGGGCUGGAUCCGGAACUGGGAGGCCGUCAUGGCGCGGUUCGUGGACAACCCGCUCGUCAUCGGCGCCGACCUGCGGAACGAGGUGCGCGGCGUCUGGGGUACCAUGCCGUGGAGCAAGUGGGCCGCCGCCGCCGAGAGGGCCGGCAACAGGCUGCUCAGGAUGAAUCCUGACUGGCUCAUCGUCGUUGGCGGGACCGAGUCGGGCAACGACCUUCGCGGCGUGGCCGAGCGGCCCGUGAGGCUCGAUGUACCGGGUAGGGUCGUGUACUCGGCGCACGUGUACGCUUGGUCCGGCUGGGGCAGCCUCGAGGGACGGUUCGCCAAGAGGGGGUACGCCUCAUUUGUCCACGCCAUGCGGGAGAACUGGGGCUACCUCGUCGAGGGCGACGAGGCGCCCGUCUGGGUCGGAGAGUUCGGGGCGCCGAGGGACCCGAGCAUGGGCGACGCCAACUACUGGCAGAACCUCGUGCGCUAUCUCAAGGUCGUCGACGCCGACUUUGGCUACUGGGCCAUCAACCCGCGGAAGCCAAAGGCGAACACGACGGAAACGUAUGCGCUGGUCGAGGACGAUUGGAAGACUCCAGUGCUCGACUACCGCAUGAAAGACAUGGCGGAAAUGAUGAAGCAAGGCACUUUUGAGGGACACGAUGAAUUAUGA